AUGUCCGAUCAGGGCCUCCCUCCACCAGCGAGUCCGCUCUCUCGCGCCCUGUGGAACUUCUCGUCGCAAUGGUUCCUCGUCCCCCAAGGAACGGGCAUAAUAGCCGUGAUUCUCGAUCGAUUGGAAUAUCAAUUCAAUGGGUUAAUGAUACUCGCCAAGAUUGUAUGGAUUUACACCAUUGUCCUGCUAGGAUCAUGUGUCAUCCUUUAUCUGCUCCGCACCUUCAUACACCCAACACACGUCCUACACCAACUACGGACUAACCUCAUCGAAACAUCCUGCCUCUCAUGCAUCUCCAUCGUGUUCACCUCCAUUCUCCAGCUAGCCGUGCUCCAAUACGGGGAGAAAGCCGGGCUGGCCAUCUAUAUCAUGUGGUGGGUAAACACGGGCAUGGCCAUAAUAGCCUGUCUGGUGAUCCCAUUUGUCCACCUCCAGCUGCAGCCAUCAGGAGCUCGACACAUCCCAGCUGCUGCAUUGAUGCCAUUUCUUGCGGCAUUGACGUCGGCCGCGGGUGGUGGCACGAUAUGUCGCCUCGCACACAUCAGUCCGCGACUCCAAGUCCCCGCCAUCAUCAUUUCAUACCUUGAAGUUGGGGCCGGGUUGGCCCUAGCAGUUGGGUUUGACUCCAUUAUACUGUUUCAGUACUUUGAUUGUGUAUUGCAGACCGCCGAGAAGGUGUAUGGGGAUAUGAUCUUGUGCGGGCCUUUCGGACAGGGAUCGUUUGCGCUCCAGGCCCUAGGUCGUGCUGUCCAGGCGGGUAGCUUUGCGGAGUAUGAUCGAGGCCAAUUCCUCACUGGAAAAGCAGCCAUUCCAAUUGCAUUUGCCAGCCAUCUCGUUGGUCUUCUUGUCUGGGGGUAUGGGGUAUUCUGGUGGUCGUUUGCGAUCAUAAGCAUCUGCCAUGCUCUUUACACACAGCCUGGGGGUUUGAAACAAACCCGAUUUACCUUGGCUACAUGGUCUGUGGUCUUUCCAUGGGGCGUUUUUACCAAUGCCGCCGUUGAAUUUGGGAAAAUUAUGGACUCCGCUGCCUUUGCCGUGGUCUCCACCGCCCUGUUACUGCUUCUCUUGGUCAUAUGGAUAACUAUACAGAUCCUGACUUUGAAGGGCAUCUUCACCGGGCGUCUUUUAGGCUUGGAUCACGGAUGGAGAAGGCGACGCCACGACCGGGAGCACACGGAGGCCAAAGACGUGUAA
Molecule: messenger RNA, 1194 nt
Organism: Penicillium paradoxum
Lineage: Eukaryota; Fungi; Ascomycota; Eurotiomycetes; Eurotiales; Aspergillaceae
Product: putative malic acid transport protein
Exons: 2
Coding region: 1-1194 (397 amino acids)
Biological process (GO): transmembrane transport; sulfite transmembrane transport
Cellular component (GO): plasma membrane
Molecular function (GO): sulfite transmembrane transporter activity
Source: RefSeq, a predicted model, not a curated record